This is a messenger RNA of Triplophysa dalaica, 3219 nucleotides long. RefSeq names its product dopamine receptor D4 related sequence (gene drd4-rs). The transcript has 10 exons. Bases 608 to 1858 code for a protein of 416 amino acids. The record is from RefSeq and is a predicted model, not a curated record. Gene Ontology annotation, molecular function: G protein-coupled receptor activity; dopamine neurotransmitter receptor activity, coupled via Gi/Go. Gene Ontology annotation, cellular component: plasma membrane. Gene Ontology annotation, biological process: adenylate cyclase-inhibiting dopamine receptor signaling pathway; adenylate cyclase-activating adrenergic receptor signaling pathway. NCBI's taxonomy places the organism in Eukaryota, Metazoa, Chordata, Actinopteri, Cypriniformes, Nemacheilidae.
GCUGCUUCUGUGCACGUCAGAAAGAGGCGGGAAACUCAAAGCACUUUUUUUAAAUAUCUGGUGAAUACGCUCGUAUUUUAUACGAUGGAUAUAACGUCACAACGUUUUUAAAUGAUGAAGGGCAAACAAGGAGAAAGACACUUAAGGGUCACAGAUGACACAGUGAGAGGCAGGAUGGAUCAACUCUAAUGGAUUUCUGAUGUUUUGCCUGGGGUGGUUUGGAGUCACUGCGUUUGAGUUCAGAUUGUUGUUUCCUCUGCUGAUGGACAUUCAGUGGAGCAGGUCCAACAGAACCACACUGGUGCUGUGGAGACCAGGCAGUGUGACAGAGCUGAACUUUCUCAUUCAAGAGGCAUUCAAGCAGAUGGUAUCCAACUCACAAUGGUGGACGACAGCUAAUAAAAAGCUAUAUCAGAAUGUACGAAUGAGGUGUUGAAUCUUUAAACAUGGCCACCGCGCACCUCGUUGGAGAGACUCGUGCACGCUUCCAGAACAUGCGGGCCUGACGUCAGACGACGCUACAUCCUGUAAAAACCUCCACGAAACUCUUGGUUUGGGACAUUUUCAAGAUGUUGAACCCAGGUUGGCAGCAGAACCUUCGGGCACAAUGGUCAAUGUGACGCCCAGUACAGACCCACUGACGGCCCAUGAGGGGUACAACUACCUCGCCUUAAUAUGUGGCGUGCCUCUUAUCCUCAUCAUCAUAUUAGGGAACGUUCUAGUGUGCCUCAGCGUGCUAACAGAACGGUCCCUCAAGACCGCAACCAACUACUUUAUCGUCAGCUUGGCUGUGGCCGACCUCCUGCUGGCGGUGCUGGUUCUUCCGCUUUACGUCUACUCUGAGUUCUUGGGAGGCAUAUGGACACUGAGUAUGUAUAUCUGUGAUGCCCUAAUGACGAUGGACGUGAUGCUGUGCACAGCCUCAAUUUUGAACCUCUGUGCGAUUAGUGUUGACAGGUACAUAGCAGUAGUGGUUCCUCUAAAGUACAACAGAAACCAGUUUAGCAUUCGUCAGCUGGCUUUGAUAACAGCCACUUGGGUGCUCUCUCUGGUUGUCGCCAGUCCCGUCAUAUUUGGCUUAAACCAGGUGCCUAACAGAGACCCUAACGUGUGCAAACUAGAGGACAACCAGUUUGUGGUCUAUUCCUCCGUCUGCUCCUUCUUCGUACCCUGUCCGAUCAUGCUCCUCCUGUACUACUGGAUGUUCAGAGGUCUAAAGCGUUGGAGCUCCGGGCGUAGCCGCUCAAACUUCCGCCGGGCCCCCAGGGGGCGUACUAGCCUGUCGUUGAGGCUGGGAGCAGCUCUUCAGAAGGACAAGGGCGGAGUGAGGGAAAAGGUGGCGUACCUCAUGCCCGGAGGUCUCAGUCCUACGUCUCUGUCCACCACUCCGACUACUCCCGACUCCUUAACUAGUCCAGUUACCCUUACUACAGAAGAGCAGGGUCAGACCCCAGCGGCAGAAAGUGACCCCAUGACCACCCAGAUGGACAGUAUAUCUGAUGCGGAGAAUGCUGAGAGAAACACGGAUGAUGAAAGAGGGCGAGAGAACGGUGUGGGGAAGAACCAUCGGGGGCAUACGGGGCGACGCCAUAGCAAGAGCAACAGGGUGAGCGGACGAGAGCGGAAAGCUAUGAAGGUGUUGCCUGUAGUUGUGGGUGUUUUUCUCGCUUGCUGGACUCCCUUCUUUGUGGUCCAUGUAACUAAGGCACUGUGCAAGUCAUGUGACAUCGGGCCGACGCUGAUCAGCGUGGUCACGUGGUUGGGUUAUGUCAACAGCGCUGUCAACCCCAUCAUCUACACCGCAUUCAAUGUGGAGUUCAGGAAUGUCUUUUACAAACUGCUUUUUUGUCGCUCCUGAGGGUGAGCGGUCUUUCAGCUGUAUGGAAGAUAAGGAUUUUCACUACUCAUGACAAAAUACACAAAUCCACUUAAUGAAAGAUCAAACACAUUUUUGAUCUAAACACAAGGAAAGGAUUAAUCGAAAGAAAGAAGCCAAAUGUUAAUGGAUCUCUGGACAUGGACAGCACUGGAGAAUGAACCAUUGAAGAAAACUGAUGCCUUAGUUCACUAAACUUUUCUUGUAAAAUCGUUUCGUGAAUACACCACUAACAAAUAAUAACAAUAUAACAAAAAACUCUUGAUUUCAUAGCCCAGAGGCAUAAAAAAUGUGAAAAUGUCCACACUGAGAAUAACAGUCAUGUGUAUUUGGUAUGUGAUUGGUGUCAGUGUUGAUUUCAUGAUAUUUAAAAUGGUCAUGUUCUUUCUUAUCCUAUUUCGAAGGUUUUUGAGAAUAGAUUUGCAGAUUACAGUCAGCUUUUUGUGAUGGUAUGGAAGCAAGAUGACACAUUUAGAUCAUUCGAUUGACCAGGUAAGAAAUUAAUAGGAGAUUUUUGUUUCUGUCUCAAAAAAGUUAUUUCACAUUUUUAAUCCAUGUUGGCGAAAAGCAUUUUAACUCAAGAUUGUAUGAUGAAAAAGCCUAAAAGAAUUUGUGGCGUAUAUUCUGAUUCAAUCGAAAUGGAAAGUCAAGCUGAGCUCCUUUGUAGUGUUUACUGUAUACUGCAUAUUUUGGAAAAUCUAGUGGGUCAUAUUGUAAUUUUAUGCAUACAGACAGUUUGGAUCAGUAUACUCAGCACACAGUCAUGAACACCGCCAUUGACUUGUAAUGGUGAGAUUUGUUAUUAUAAUACUGAUAAGUUAAAGCUUAAAGAAACCCUUUAUAACUAUGAGUAUGACUAUGACUGUGCGUUUAAAAACGAUUUUGCUUGUUGAGAACUAGCGCCAAAUUUAUCAAACUUAACAAUACAAAAUUUCUACACAGAGAACCUUUAUAUGUUAAUUUGAAAAAAGUGACUGAAGCAGUUUAGAAAAAGCUAUGUGGGUUCAGACAACUGAAGAAUGUGCCAACUCCUGGAGGUGUAUACAGUAUGAUUCCAAAUCCAAUGGAUGCCUUUUUCGUUCCGAGUGCCAGUUUUAUUCUUUUGCAGGUGUCAUUCUCAAAACAUGUAGAUGUGUAGCAUUAAGAAUCAUUGCAGUUGGGGAUUGUGGGUAUAUUCUGGAUGGCAUUAUAGUUAUUGUGCUUCUAAGAAUUGGUGUUGUAAAAAUGAGUAUUAAUGUUCUUGUGCAAUAUUAUUGGUGCAUCUGUCACUUUUUGGAGAUUUGUAUGUUUUUGUCCUGCCUAAACUGUACAAAUACAAAAAUAAACAUACAAAAUGUAGAGUA